Molecule: messenger RNA, 1830 nt
Organism: Protopolystoma xenopodis
Lineage: Eukaryota; Metazoa; Platyhelminthes; Monogenea; Polystomatidea; Polystomatidae
Source: the annotation of a GenBank genome assembly
AUGAUAACCUGCUCUAAUGGGGUUCGUCCUAUGACGGACAAAAGCUUAGCACCUCUUCAUCAGAAUCGAAGGAGAUUAACUCGGAAGAAGCGUCAAAAUGAAUGUUCCAGUAAAGCCAAAAGACAGCUGGUCAAGAGGAACCUGUUGUCGUCUUCUGGUGGAACCGACCUGCCAAUCUCUUUACCAAACACUUUAACUCGAAAUGGAAACGAAAGAACAUGUUCAUUGGGGUUGCAGGACAGUGAGUCGAGGUCUCCUUUGUGCAAUCCAGCAGUCUCCACAAUGCGGCAAUCAUGCUUCGGUUUCCGUUUGCAGCCGACUCCGUCUACGACUCAAGAGACUCUACUCUCAGGCGCCGAAUUCGGGCUUGGAAUUCUUCCCUAUCGGGUGGCCGGGAUGACUAGCCUUCAGAACUGUACGUCUGGAGAAUCAGCUGCCCUCGGAGCGAAUGGAAGUUUGCCAGAGGCUACUCGAUUGGGCAGAAAAGGCAGCGGUAGCGUAGGUCGAAUCCUAAUGGGGCUCAACUACACUCGCGGUAGCCUGACCAGCUACCAGGAGAGCCAAGUGGGUCCAGCCAGCUUGACGGGCCAUGAAACGGACUCGGUGUACGAUGACUUGGGCCAAACAAAUGGACUAUUCUCGAGUCGACCUGCCAGCCCGAUUCAAGGCAGCCGACAUGGAUUGAUGACGCGUUCGGUUACCGCGCAUCCUGUUAAACUGAGCUCUUUCCUUCUUCCAACCAGCAAAGGGCACGGUCAACUGACCCCCAUCUACCGAUUCAUCGGCUCAAAUUAUGCCGGCGUUGAUGCUAAUGUUGUAACCACCGUAUCCGGCAUGUCCAACGCCACCGGACCUAUUCAGCCCCUCGGCAACAACAUUUUGUCUCCACCGGCUGCCGGAAGCGUCGGUUUUCACCUCACUCGUCCGAACGGCAACUUUUGGGGCUUCCUGCCUCAGCCGUUGCCGUUGCCGUUGCCGUCCGGCAGCAUUUCAGCCCAGCUGCCUCGGCAGAAUCAGCAGCUGCGGUCUGUCAACGCUUCUGCCCAUCAUCCGACCGUAAACUCGAGGCAACACGACGCAAUCUUGCACAAUCAGCCAACCAUACAGACCAGCCUCGUCCCCCAGAACCCAGUCGCCUUGACUGUGACCCUGACAUCGGCUGACAACCCUACCGGCACCACAAUCACAACCGUCCCCACAUCCUCUGCUCUCGUUCCCACCUCUUUGUCCUUCGACCAUCCCAACGCCGACAGCGAUGGUCUCCGCCAAGGGAACACCGCCGGUCUGACCACUUCCGGCGGCAGUUUCCUUGGCAACGGCCGGCCCACUUGCUCGCACGUUUACGCGGUGCCCAGUCGACUGUCGGCCGGAGCUGGUCCCAUAAAGCAGCUUCCUUUGGUCCAACAUCAUUUUCCCCAACUCGGUAACGCCUCGUCUGCGCUCUACACCGGCGAGGCUGGUCAGGCCGGCCGGUUCCUGUAUGCCCAGUCGACUUCUCAGCUUGUCGGCAUGCCAGACGAGCAGACGAAGCGUCAUUCAGAGAGGCCAAAUGAAAUGGCAUCUACAGGCUCGACGACUGUUGGUGACUGUCAGCCUCCGACCACGGACGGAUGGGGGCAGUCGUGCUAUCCGAUUGGCUGCCUGUUGCCAGGGCCGGGGGUCUCUUUUGACCCAGACACCCCUCGGAGCAACGGUCUCGAGGGCAACACUUGUAGCUCGGAUCCGUCGACAGCUCCCCUGUUUGCAACCGACUUCUGUCGACAAACCACCAUGUGUCGCCACGCGGUGCCACAGUUUCCUGGGUUUCAGGUUUCUAGGCGAGACGAGAUG